This is a messenger RNA of Cladophialophora yegresii CBS 114405, 1122 nucleotides long. RefSeq lists its product as uncharacterized. Lineage: Eukaryota; Fungi; Ascomycota; Eurotiomycetes; Chaetothyriales; Herpotrichiellaceae. The coding region runs from base 1 to 1122 and encodes 373 amino acids. The record is from RefSeq and is a predicted model, not a curated record. The transcript has a single exon.
AUGUCUGACGACGAAGCCGACCCCGAGCUACUGGCUCUCCUUCGACAGUCAUUGGGGUUGGGGAACAAUGGGAGCAAAGCUUCACCGCCGAAUACACGCGUCUUGGAAUCAGCAGAGUGGAUUUGCAACAACGCAAUCGACGUCGCCAUCUCCAGCAGUAACACCAAGAAGGCGGCCGAACAGAUCUACCAACUCAUGCAGCAGAAAUCCUACUCGACAGGGACGUGGUCCAGUCACGCUCUGCAUCCAAAGCUCACCAAAGACAACGAGGAGGAAACUGUGAAUUUCAUCUUCACGAUGAAUCUGCUCAACUUCUCAUUUUGGUCGGGACUGUCGGAGACGGAGAGGUUCGCUGUGGAGUUCAGAGGCGGGAGGUGGACGGGAUACUGGUCCCUUGUUGCGGCGUUGCAGAGGGCCCUUGAGGAGGGACACGCGAUCACCAGCCCGGACUUCUGGCAAGAUCGCGACGCAUGUCCCGACAGUGUGCUCGAGCAUGUGUUCCGGUCCGCCACAGAUGAGCCGAUGCCUCUGUUGAGUGAUCGAAUUUCUAUCCUCCGCGAGGCGGGCGAUAUUCUUUACCAUCACUUCGACUGCAGACCGGUAAACCUCAUUCAGCAAGCAAACGGUUCGGCAGCGGCACUGGUGAACCUCCUCGCUGAUCAUUUCCCAAAUUUCCGGGACGUCGCCUACUUCCAAGGCCGACGAGUCCACCUUAUGAAGCGUGCACAGAUCCUCGUGGCAGACAUCUGGGCGUGCUUUCAGGGUACCUCAUACGGCUCCUUCUCAGACAUCGACUCGCUGACGAUGUUUGCCGACUACCGUAUCCCCCAGAUGCUGCAGAGUCUGAACUGCCUCUGGUAUUCUCCGCGCUUGGAAUCGAAGAUUUCUCGGGCUGAGUUGCUAGAGCCAGGCCAGGAGCUUGAAGUCGAAAUUAGGGGUUGCAGCAUUUGGUGUGUGGAAUUGGUCCAGCGGGAGAUCCUGAAGAAGCACUCCGAGGUGAAGGGAAAGGUGAACGCGGUGCUGAUAGAUUUCUUCUUGUACGAUACGUGUAAAGAAAUGGAGAAGAGGGGUGAAUUGGACGGGUCGUUGCCGCAUCAUCGGACAAGAUCAAUAUUCUACUAG